CAUUUUAAGGGUACAAAAGAUGUGAAAUUUUUAAGGGAUAAAAAAUAUAUAUGCAGUGCAAAUAAAUACAAUAUUAAUUUGUAUGUUUGUGUGAAUGUAUGGCCUAUGUACUGUAUGUAAGGAAGAAAGUAUGUCCUAUUGAAUGUUGGCCAUCCACUGAGUAGGCUACAGCUGAUUGAUCAAGUAAAAUAUUAACUGGGUCUUGUUUGUUUAGCCUUUUUUAAAAGCCUUAUUACUUAUUUAUUUAGAAUUUAAGAAGAGUAUGUGCAUCUGUAUCCACUACAGCAGCAUUUGGUUGUAAAUUAUUAUCCAACCCUCACUUACUCUGUUGGCUAAGUAGUGUGAGCAGUGUGGAAUGACUCACUUUAAAGGAAAGUCAGGGCAUGUUGAGAGAUGAGAUAAAAAAAAAAAAAAAAAAAAAAAAAAAAAAAUUUCAAAAAAACAUCCCAUCCGGGAAAAUAACAGCAAAAGAAAUCAGAAAGCGUGGGGGUGAUGCACAGCACAACUGUAUGUGGUGGAGAAGCUCACAUCUUGAUGGGAGUUUUUGUGUUACUUCUUUAGAACAAGAAUCUCCAAUGGCAAUCAGCGCGACUGAACAUUUCAUGUUGUAACAGGGCAUGGAUUUAAGUAGGGUGCUGGUAGUAGUGUUGAGCAUGGUUGCCUCUGAACUAUCUCACAUUCACGCUAGACCAAUUGACUUUGUGUGUGACAGCGAGGCCAGAAGAGUCAUGAACAAGGUGAAGGACUUAGAAGGGGAGAUGGUAGACUGCAGUGCUGUAUCAUCUCUACCCUCUUCUAUUCAAUUGCCAUGCAUCAGAAUUCACAAAGCGACCUGGGAGAUGAAAUCAGUGCAUGAGCGGAGAGCUGAGAUCCUGCUGUCUUUGGGGACACUAGCGCAGGAUGUGCGGUCUGCCAGGACACUCAGCCAACCUAGCUGUGUGCUCACUCUGCUGGAGCGCUUGGAACACAGUGUCAACAACUACCUGCAUGUAGUGAAACUACUCCACAAUGAGGGGGAGCAAGUAAGGCCUCAGGCAAAGAGCUGUCUAGGUCAGGACUCUAAGGAUUUGGGUCUGGUGUUGAAGCACUUUGGGCGUCUGCUCACAGGCAAGCUGGAGUGGCUCGUAGUAGAGAUGGCGAAGGGAUGCUAGAAUGAAAAACUGACUUGUAAUCUCUGCCUUUCUUCAACCUUAUAUAAUGGGACCAGACAAGCCCAAUCAAUUUUAAAUACGGUUCACCUUCAAGAAAAUGGAGGGCCAUGCACUUUACAGAAGACCACCAGCUGUACAAUAUGUGUAAAUGGCAACACAGCGCCAUCUACUGGAUCACAGCUAAACUACAAGCACUGACUGACACUUGUUGAGAUGAACCCACUGAACAUUUAAGAUAGACAACUGGUUCUGAAUUGGAAAAACAAAACAAGCAAACAAACAAAAAACACCUCGCUGGUGAGUCUUAAAUAACAUUUUGUAUAACCGAUAAUAUUUAUUUAUCUUAUAGCCAUGAAGAUUGAGUAGGUUUCAAUUUAAUUCAUUUUAUUGCCAUUGCAAUGGACAAGUACAGCAUAUGUUGUCUGUGUGACGCCACACAGGUGCAACGCAUCAGGUGCAAAAUAAACAGAAGUAAAUAAAAGGGGCAAGAUAUGUGACACAGCCAUGCCAUAGUGCAAAUGUAGAGGUAGUGCAAUUGUAGUGCACAUUCAGGUCACUUUAUCUAUACACUCCAAGUUAUUUAUAUGGAGAAUUAGUAUAUAUACUGUAUCUUGUAUAUAACACAAAAUGCAUAUGAUAAUUACAAUUCAAGAUUUGUAUUGCCAUUUGUAAGACAUGCAUUGGAACACUAAUGUAUUAACACACAACACAGUGUAAAUAAACACAAAGUACAUGAUAUAAUAUUUAAGAAAAUAUUUCAAUGGCGAAAUAGUAUAACGUUUGAUAUACUUUACCUCCUUUCUUGUAAUGUUACAACAUUUUUGUAAAAUGUGCAAUUUGUAAUGGUUUGAAAAAAUUACAUAAUUAACUAUUUAAAUAUAUUUUUCAUUUAAUUGGUUAUGUCGAUUGUUGGGUUUUCUUCUAAUGUAUGGUAAAAAACACUGAGCUUAAACAUCAGCUUCAUUCUGGCAUCAGAAGUAACCAGGAUUUAACACAUUAAAUUAUAACUUGGUUCAAUGAAAUUACAAAAAGUGUCAAUUGUUUCACAUUCAAAAAAAUCUUUCACAUUUGAGAAAUUGUUUUAAAUAUAAAAUGUGUGUGUGUGUGUGUGUGUGUGUUUAAUGCAAUUACUUAGAAGGGCUGCAUUCCUAGGUUAUUCAUCAUAAGAAAGUGGUGACAGGGCACAAGAAGCCAUGAAUUAGAGAGCAUAUCCGGCCCAUCCAAACUCACUGGGGAACAUUCACCAUCUGGACAUUUGCAGCCAACAUCUAAAGAGGAGAAAGAAUCUCAGCAUUGUGCAGAGUGGUUAUACCAACACUUUUUUGCCUGGUUGUCUUCAGGGUUUGUAGACCCUGGCUGAACUGCAUCAGUCUGUUGUCAUGUUCCUUAAACACCUCAUCAUGUUUUAUUUUCCUAUUUUUUCUUUGUUUACUCCUUUUGUUCCAUCUACUGUACGUACGUAGCCCACAGGUGAUCUAAACUAAGGAUGUUUUACCAAGCCAUUCCCUGCUGAUUAAUGACAAUCCAGUUCUUUAUUACUUACAAGUUAAGUUCAAUCGACAGCGUUUGUGGCGUAGUAUUGAUUACCACAAAACUUUAUUUUGACUCGUCCAUCCUUUUCUUUAAAAAAGCAUAAAUCUGGGUUUCAGAGAGGUACUUACAAUGGAAGUGAAUGGGGGGCCUGGGUAGCUCAGUGGUAAAAUACACUGUCUAUCACCCCUGGAGUUCGCUAGUUCGAAUCCAGGGCGUGCUGAGUGACUCCUAAGCAACCAAAUUGGCCCGGUUGCUAGGGAGGGUAGAGUCACACGGGGUAACCUCCUUGUGGUCGCUAUAAUGUGGUUUGUUCUCGGUGGGGCGCAUGGUGAAUUGAGCGUGGUUGCGUGGUGAAGCCUCCACACGCGCUAUGUUUCCGUGGCAACGCGCUCAACAAGCCACGUGACAAGAUGCGCAGAUUGACCGUCUCAGACGCGGAGGCAACUGGGAUUCGUCCCCCACCACCCGGACUGAGGCGAAUCACUAUGCGACCACGAGGACUUAGAGCGCAUUGGGAAUUGGGCAUUCCAAAUUGGGA
This is a messenger RNA of Myxocyprinus asiaticus (Chinese sucker), 3222 nucleotides long. It is a transcript of the gene thpo, whose product is annotated as thrombopoietin. Gene Ontology annotation, molecular function: hormone activity; cytokine activity. Gene Ontology annotation, cellular component: extracellular region. The transcript has 5 exons. Lineage: Eukaryota; Metazoa; Chordata; Actinopteri; Cypriniformes; Catostomidae. The record is from RefSeq and is a predicted model, not a curated record. The coding region runs from base 618 to 1151 and encodes 177 amino acids. Gene Ontology annotation, biological process: cell population proliferation.